AAAAUACCCCAAAAAAACAACCCCGACCCGACCCGACCCUAUAUCACAAAACUGAAGUCAAAAUACCAAAAAAAAAACCAACACAGAAACCCAAAAAUCUCCAUCAACUAGCGAAAUUCACCGUCGCCGGAGUACAAAUUCACCGAUCGAUCGGAAAAAUCACUAUGAUACCAAACGGAGUAGAAGAUGAAGAGAAAUUUCUAUCUGCCGGAAUCUCCGGAAUUCAACAAAACGCUUUUUACAUGCAUCGCGCUCUUGAUUCGAAUAAUUUGAAAGAUGCGUUGAAGUAUUCAGCUCAAAUGCUCUCGGAGCUUCGAACUUCAAGGCUUUCGCCACAUAAAUAUUACGAGCUAUAUAUGCGAGCAUUUGAUGAAUUGAGAAAGUUAGAAAUUUUCUUCAAGGAGGAGACUACACGGGGUUGCUCAAUUGUUGAGCUGUAUGAACUCGUGCAGCAUGCUGGUAACAUUUUGCCUAGACUGUAUCUACUUUGCACAGUGGGAUCUGUGUACAUCAAAUCCAAGGAGGCUCCUGCCAAGGAUAUCCUUAAAGAUCUGGUUGAAAUGUGCCGUGGUAUACAGCAUCCUUUACGUGGACUCUUUCUGAGGAGUUACCUUUCCCAAGUCAGCAAGGAUAAAUUACCUGAUAUAGGUUCUGAGUAUGAAGGUGAUGCUGACACCGUUGUGGAUGCUGUAGAGUUUGUUCUCCAAAAUUUCACGGAAAUGAACAAACUCUGGGUUAGAAUGCAACAUCAGGGACCUGCUCGGGAAAAGGAGAAACGUGAAAAAGAAAGGAGCGAGCUUCGUGAUCUUGUCGGGAAGAACCUGCAUGUUCUCAGUCAAAUUGAGGGUAUCGACCUUGAGAUGUACAAAGAGACGGUGCUUCCAAGAAUUUUAGAGCAGGUUGUCAACUGUAAAGAUGAGAUUGCUCAGGGCUAUUUGAUGGAUUGCAUAAUUCAAGUCUUUCCUGAUGAAUACCACCUACAGACUCUUGAAACGUUAUUGGGUGCUUGUCCCCAGCUUCAGCCGUCCGUUGAUAUCAAAAUGGUGCUUGCUCGGCUAAUGGAAAGGCUCUCGAACUAUGCUGCUUUAAGUACUGAUGUGCUACCUGAAUUUUUCCAAGUGGAAGCUUUUGCAAAACUAAAUAGUGCUAUCGGGAAGGUGAUAGAAGCCCAAGAAGACAUGCCUAUAGCUGGAGUUGUGACUUUAUAUUCAUCCCUUUUAACUUUUACUCUUUAUGUCCACCCGGAUCGCCUUGAUUAUGUGGAUCAGAUUUUGGGUGCAUGCGUUAAGAAACUUUCUGGUAAAGGAAAGCUCAAAGACAGUAAAGCAACAAAACAGAUUGUGGCCCUUCUAAGUGCUCCACUGGAGAAAUAUAAGGAUAUUGAUACCGCAUUAAAGCUUUCAAAUUUUCCUCAUGUUAUGGAGCACCUUGAUGGUGCAACUAGCAAAGAGAUGGCUAAUGUUUUAAUUCAGACUAUUCUGAAAAGUAAAACUUGCAUCUCAACAGCUGAAAAGGUAGAUGCUCUUUUUGAAUUAAUGAAAGGACUUCUCAGAGAUUUGGAUGAGAAUCUUCCUGAUGAGCUUGACGAAGAAGAUUUCAAGGAGGAGCAGAAUUCUGUUUCACGGCUUAUUCAAAUGCUUCACAAUGAUGACCCUGAAGAGAUGCUGAAGAUAAUUUGCACUGUGAAUAAGCAUAUUGUGACAGGAGGACCAAAGAGGCUUCCCUUUACAGUCCCUGCCCUCAUUUUUAAUUCUCUUAAGUUGGUAAGGCGACUGCAAAACCAAGAUGAAAAUGCUCCAGAGGAAGAGGCGUCUACUAUACCUAAGAAAAUUUUUCAGAUUUUAAAUCAGAUAAUUGAGGCUCUCUCAAGUGUUCCAGUACCUGAACUAGCUCUAAGGUUGUACCUGGAGUGUGCUGAGGCUGCCAAUGACUCUGACCUAGAGCCUGUUGCCUACGAAUUCUUCACCCAAGCGUAUAUACUAUACGAAGAAGAAAUUUCGGACUCCAAAGCACAGGUGACUGCAAUACAAUUAAUAAUAGGGACUCUACAGAGAAUGCACAUCUUUGGUGUUGAGAACAGGGACACGUUAACGCACAAGGCUACAGGGUACUCGGCUAAACUCCUGAAGAAGCCUGAUCAGUGCAAAGCUGUCUACUCUUGUGCACAUCUUUUCUGGGUUGAUGACCAGGACAGCAUCAAGGAUGGAGAGAGGGUUUUGCUUUGCUUAAAACGGGCCUUAAGGAUUGCAAAUGCUGCUCAACAAAUGUCGAAUGCAACCCGAGGCAGCAGUGGAUCGGUUUUGCUCUUUAUAGAAAUUCUAAACAAGUACUUGUAUUUCUAUGAGAAGGGGGUCACACAGAUCACCGUUGCAUCUAUCCAGAGCCUAAUUGAGCUAAUAACAACUGAAAUGCAAAGUGAAAAUAAAACAGCCGAUCCUGCUGCAGAAGCUUUACUCGCAAGCACAUUGCGCUAUAUCCAGUUCCAGAAGGAUAAAGGUGGUGCAGUUGGUGAGAAGUACGAAUCCAUCAAGUCUUGACGAAAAAAAAGACAUUUUCUUGCAAGGAGUUGGCAUUCUUGAUCUUACAUAAGCAGAUGAUUUUUUUUCCCAAUACAGGUUAUUUUUAGUUUUAUUAUUUGCCUGUUAGUCGACGUUCUGCAUUUUUCAGCAGGCUGGCGGAAGAAGCUGCAAAUAUCUUGUAUAUUCUAACCACUCUGUGAUGGAUUACAGUUUAGAUUUUGAUUGUUGUAACAAUUUUCUCUCGUAAAAAUCUGUCUGUAAAUUUGAGGCUAUAUGAUGCAGAUCAAACUUGUGAUUAUGAAUAAUUUGCUGGAUAAGUUUGUUUUGAAUGUGCAUAAUCACAUUCCUUAGCUCAA
This is a messenger RNA of Capsicum annuum, 2875 nucleotides long. RefSeq names its product vacuolar protein sorting-associated protein 35A. Gene Ontology annotation, cellular component: retromer, cargo-selective complex; retromer complex; late endosome. Gene Ontology annotation, biological process: retrograde transport, endosome to Golgi; intracellular protein transport. The transcript has 22 exons. The record is from RefSeq and is a predicted model, not a curated record. NCBI's taxonomy places the organism in Eukaryota, Viridiplantae, Streptophyta, Magnoliopsida, Solanales, Solanaceae. Bases 165 to 2537 code for a protein of 790 amino acids.